This is a messenger RNA of Phalacrocorax carbo (great cormorant), 2563 nucleotides long. Lineage: Eukaryota; Metazoa; Chordata; Aves; Suliformes; Phalacrocoracidae. The record is from RefSeq and is a predicted model, not a curated record.
GCGCACUCCCCAGGCGCGGUGCGGGCGCGGCUCCCGGUGCUCGGCCCCGGCGCCGCCGGCGGGUUUUAUGCGCAGGGCGGCCGGCGGGCCGGCGGGGGUGGGAGGAGCCGGGCAGGUUGUGCCCGCCGGGCCCUCCUCCCUCGCUCCCUCCCCGCCCGGCGGAGAGGGGUCGGGGGAGGGGGCAGCAUGGCCUGUCCGUCCGGCCCCUUUUCCAGCGCUCAUCUGCCCCGGGAGUGCGGCGCCGCUCCUCGCAGGGAGAAGAGGUCCGAAUGGAGACAGACGGCAGCCAGCCCGGCCUCGCCUCCCCGGACUCCCCGCACGACCCCUGCAAAAUGUUCAUCGGGGGACUGAGCUGGCAGACCACGCAAGAGGGCUUGCGGGAGUACUUCAGCCAGUUCGGUGAGGUGAAGGAGUGCCUGGUGAUGCGGGACCCGCUGACAAAGAGAUCCAGGGGCUUCGGGUUCGUCACGUUCAUGGACCAGGCUGGCGUCGACAAGGUCCUGGCCCAAUCCAGACAUGAACUGGACUCCAAGACGAUUGACCCGAAGGUAGCGUUCCCACGCCGAGCACAGCCCAAGAUGGUGACUCGAACGAAGAAGAUAUUUGUGGGUGGUCUGUCCGUGAACACUACUGUGGAGGAUGUGAAACAGUAUUUUGAGCAGUUUGGGAAGGUGGAUGAUGCGAUGCUGAUGUUCGACAAGACAACCAACCGACACCGAGGUUUUGGGUUUGUCACAUUUGAAAGUGAAGACAUUGUGGAAAAAGUGUGUGAAAUCCACUUCCAUGAGAUCAACAACAAAAUGGUGGAGUGUAAAAAAGCCCAGCCGAAGGAGGUGAUGUCCCCAACGGGCUCAGCACGAGGGCGGUCCCGAGUCAUGCCUUACGGGAUGGAUGCCUUCAUGCUCGGGAUCGGCAUGCUGGGUUAUCCAGGCUUCCAAGCUGCCACCUACGCGAGUCGAAGUUACACUGGCAUUGCACCUGGCUACACUUACCAGUUCCCUGCAAUCCCCCUCACUGCGUAUGGACCAAUGGCGGCAGCAGCAGCUGCGGCAGCCGUGGUGCGAGGGACAGUUUUGCUGCCUCCCCUAGGUUCCACCCCUAGUCGCACCGGUGGAUUUCUGGGCACCACCAGCCCUGGGCCGAUGGCAGAGCUUUAUGGAGCCGCUAACCAGGACUCAGGGGUCAGCAGUUACAUCAGCGCUGCCAGUCCAGCCCCGAGCACCGGCUUCGGCCACAGCCUAGGGGGUCCCUUGAUUGCAACAGCUUUUACCAAUGGGUAUCACUGAAGCUGGGGACGAAGAAGGCAGGAGAUUCCCCAGUGACCUAACCGAGGACAGCGGCUGGAGGAUCUGGUGAGCCUCGGGGGAUGAGCCAAGGUUACCUUUUUCUUGAAUCAAACUGCACACUGCUGGCUGGCUGCCAGGCUCCUGCCGCCCUGCCCUGAUCUCUCCCUUUGACCAGACCACACUGGACUGAACCUGAGGAGAUCAUCUCGCUUUCUUACUAACCACCGACGGUUUACGCUUCCCCCCUCCCUGCCCCCAGCCCACCAAUUCUUCUUUUAUUUAUUUUAUUAGCGGUUAGUUUUAUUUUUUUAUUUUAUUUUUUUAUCUUUUUUUUGGGGCUACCCCUUCUUUUUGUUGUUUGCUCUUUCCCGAGCUAGUAGACAUAUUUUAUGAAUUGGCUUUGUGAUUGUGUUAGGUAGUUUUUAUUGAGGAGUAUUUUUAUUUGGCUUUGAAACUGUUUUGAAUAUUUUCAACUCUGUUGUUGUUGUUGUCAGUGUUUUUAAAGCACGGUAUGUAACAAGAAUGCAGUUCUGAAGGAAAGAAAGAGACACAGAACAAAGGCUGAGAGGAACUGAUGUAUUUCUAUUUUUUUUUAAAGAAACUGUUUUUAAUUGUUUCUGUUUUGUAAAUGUGAGGCUUUGAAAAGUGUGAAACUCCAAGGAUCUGAAAACGUUGGACAUCGCUAUGGAACAAAACAAAUGUAUAUUUUGCUAAGUGAAAAACACUAUCCUUACAGCUGAAAGAUUUUUUUUUCCCUAGGUUUAGUUUUCUGUGGGGUUUUCUUUUUCCUCCUGUAUAAUAUGUAAAUAUCGUGAGCUGAACCUGGCUGCCGCCUGCAGCCUGGCUCCAAGGAGCAGCUCCAGGUCCUGGACUUGGUGCCGCAGUGUGAGCAAUACUCUCCAGCAGAAUCCUGACAGGACUCCGUUCUUUUUUUGUACACCUUUUACUGUAAGAUUUUAAGACCUCUGAUGAGAUGGAAGGGGGGGUGGGGGCGGGGGUGAAACGUGCUGGCCAUCGGCUGUUUUGCUGAGCGGGUUAAAGCUGCUUCCAAUUGCUCGAUGUACAGACUCCAUCACUGGGCUCCGUAGUGCCAGCCUCUGGUUUGGCUUUAGGUAAAGGGCUUUACCGCCAUUGCUUGUCUUGGUUACUUUGAAAGGAAUUCACUCUCCAAACACUAUCGCUUGUGUCAAGAUUUCCUGGGAAAGGGGGUCCUCCUCCAGAGGCGAGGGUAUCGGAAGGGGUGUCAGCCAGGGCCGGGGGAGGUUUGGGUGGUCGUU